Fomitopsis serialis is the source of this 3450-nucleotide messenger RNA. RefSeq lists its product as uncharacterized. Lineage: Eukaryota; Fungi; Basidiomycota; Agaricomycetes; Polyporales; Fomitopsidaceae. Bases 1 to 3450 code for a protein of 1149 amino acids. The record is from RefSeq and is a predicted model, not a curated record. The transcript is spliced from 2 exons. Gene Ontology annotation, molecular function: protein binding.
AUGGCAGUGAAGGCAGCUGGCUCGGCCCUUCCUCCGAAUUUCUUCACGCCUCAUCCGAGGCGCACAAAGGGCAAGGAGAGAGCUGCCCCCGGAGGUGACUUCCCGACGUGUGUGGACGUGAGUGCAUUGAAUGCUACGAGUGUACCACCGCCCUGUGCAGGGGUCAAGCGAACAUCUUCCAUUCGCAGCAAUGUCAGUCGAAUGCGGGCGCGCCGACUAUCUACCAGGAAGACCAUGCAUGCUCCGACGCGCGACCCCCUGCCUUCAAUGAAGCCCUUCACGAGGUCUGUCGACGUGGCGCAGCGGCGCCAUGCUUCGAGCCUCCCGGAACCCCUCGGAGCUUCCGGGUCGUCCGCGCCAGCGUGGCAAAAGGAUCGAUGGCACAAGUCAAUACGGGACUAUUCCCUAGGGCGCACAUCUGACCUGGAGGAAGCCUGGAGUGCUUUCGAAGAUCUCUGCCGAAGCGACGGCUGUGAAUCUCUGGAGGUGCAUGACAUGCUUGACUUCGCGUCCCGGAUAGUCGCCGCGGCCGGGGACCGCCACCUCGAUAGCAUUUCCCCACAGUCGUUGCACCAGACAGCGACAAGGCUGACUGCGAUCCUUCAGCCGUUGUCUUCCAGAGUGACAAACGAGUCGUCGGUCGUAGAUAGGCUACGCCAGCGCUGCCUGGUGAUCGCCAGCGCCGCCAUGGAAGAGUCGUUUGAAGUCGCGAACGAAAGGCUGCGCGAACUGCUCACGGUAUCAGUCGACGCCAGACAUCAUCAGUAUGUUGCCCGGAUGCUCGCUGCCUAUGUCACUUCCGUCUACGUUCACCACUCCGCUCUGUCUGUCCUUGAAGUCCUACUGCAACAUUGGGCCGGUAUCAGCACGUAUCUUGUGCGGUGGAUUCCCGCUGGACAUGUUGCAACAGCGGUACGGAAACUUCGAAUACGGGUUGCCGACGUCGUAACUCGCGUGGACAAGCCUUCGCUAGUCCUUGCCGAGUGGAAACUCCGUAUGGACCAAGGCCAGCAGCGGCAAGUCGGGGAGUAUCUCAUAAUCAUGUUCUGUCGGAGGGCCGUGGGUGAUAUAGCCUUGGAUAUCCUGGAAGCCAUGAAGGUGGAGAAGCUAGGUGUCAAGGUGGAGUUGCAGCUUGACAUCGUCAAGGCACUUGUCAAGAACGACUUGUUCGAGCAGGCCAACAUACUCUUCGCGUCUCUGGCGGAGUUCAUGGGCACGGGCAAGUCCUUUGACGUGUAUCAGGAGGUCGGCUUAUACCUCUUUGCCCACCAGGGCGACGUUCUACGCGCACAAGAGUACUACGGCCGCCUCGCACAACGGGACCGAGUCACCACGGGUCACAGAGCAUUGGUGCUGCAUGCGCACGCUGUUAGCGGCGACGCCAACCGCGUCACGGAGCUCUUCUACCACUUCUUCCCUCCGGUAACCUCAUCAGCCUCAGCAGAGCCACCAAACAUCUUUCAUUACACCGCCGUCAUACUCGCCUACGCAAAGAAGGGAGACCUCGUCGGCAUGAACACCUGGCUUACGAGCAUGAGCAAGGCAGGGAUCUCACCAGACGCCCACGUAUACAACAUCAUCCUCAAGAGCUUGGCGCAGCGGGGAGACAUCCACCACGUAGCCGAAAUCAUGAGCCAGAUGCGUGCAGCGGGCGUUCGUCCCGAGCGGCACGCCUAUACGACUGUCAUUGCUGUCCUCGCUGAACGGAAGGACGUCCUGGCCGCCGAGGAUAUCUACAAACGAGCCAUCGACGACGGGAUCAUCCCCGACAGAAAGAUGAUCUCGACACUGAUGCACGUCUACGUGCAGGCCGGUGAUUGGCAAGGCGUCAUCCGUACCUUCGACUACCUGAAGCUCUCCGGCCGCCGUGGCAUACGCCUGAGCAUCGAGGUCUACAACACCCUUCUCAAGGCCUAUGUCCUGAUCGGCGCACCCUUCCGCAUUGUCGCGAAUCUCUUCCAGAGGAUGGAGCAGACAGGCAUGCGGCCGGACGCGCACACUUUCGCCCUGCUCAUCCAGUCUGCGUGUGACUCUGGCCUUAUGUGGAUUGCGAAAGACCUUCUAGACGAGAUGAUCAGGCUCUCUAAGGACUGGCAGACGCAUAUGCACACCAACAUCUACGUGCUCACCAUCAUGAUGGCUGGCUGGCUCCGAGCGGGGAACAGGGAUCGGGCAAGGCGGACAUACGCGACCAUGCGGAAGCGCGGCAUUCAGCCGAGCGCGAAGACCUACGCUGCCAUCGUGAAGGAGUACGCGAAAGACAAGAGCGGCGCCGGCUUGCAGAUCGCUCAGGAGUUCAUCCGCAACCUCACGACGGCGGAUCCGGAGCUCCAGCUGUGGACGGAAAGUAGCCCCAGUAGGGAGGACGCACUCAACACGCUUUUCGUACCACUAUUGUCUGCGUACGCUCAUCGCGAACGACCAGAAGUCGUGGAAGACCUUGUCGCUCAGAUGGGCCAGGUGGGCGGCUCGCAGCCUCUGGGGACCCUCACCCACUUGCUAGAUGCGUACCGGCGCGUUGGAGAUGGCAAGGCCGUCCGAGACCUGUGGCCCCGCAUCUAUGAGGAGGCUUUGAGGCACGCUGGAGCCAAUGCCUUACUCAAAGACACCGAGGAGGAUAGUCGACCCGACUUCCGUGGGCUUGGAUUCGCUCUAUGUGUCCCACUAUCCAUCUACGUUGACGCUAUGUCGGCUGCAGGUUUUCAUGCUGAGGUCGCGCAGACCUGGGCGCAGCUGCAGAAGACCAAGCUUGCGUUCGACUCGCACAACUGGAACCAUCUUGCGGUGGCUCUCGUCCGCGCUGGCGAACCCGAGCGAGCGUUCCAGAUAGUCGAGAAAGUGAUCAUGCCCACCCGGCGACGCUUGAUUGCCUCCUUUACCGUAAAUCGCGAUCGCAACCCAGCCUCUCCUAUCCGCGAAACACCAGUCGAUGAGGGUUUGGAAGAGGAUGAACAGGAGUUUGUCGAUGGCGCAGACUCCGCGGGCGAGCUCACGGAUCCGGAGACACUUACCAUACCGCCCGAAAAGCCGCUCAACUUGGAUCGCAGGGCGCUCGCGGUGAGGAGAGCCACGCAAAAGGCCGGUGAAGACUUAGAGAGCCGCCAAGAGGAUUUCGUGCAUGGCCUGCAUAUCCUCCAUCAGCUGUCACCGAUGUGGAACAACUGGCGGCCCCACACAAUUGUCCUGGCCAUGCUAACCAAUGUUUUGCAUCACCUGUCGCGCGGCAGACUAGUCCAGCCUGUGCGCCCCGCGAACUCAGAGCCCGACCCUUUCCCCACGAUGCAGGAAAUCGGGCGACGAAGAGCUCUCGCCUCGCAGAUUCUCCAGCGUAUCCAUGAAACAUGCCCAGAGACGGUCCGUUUACUGGAGAGCAACACGACUCGGCGCAAGACACCGAGGAUGAGGGCGAUGGAGAAUCAGAUCCGGCGUAAUAGCGCGAUGAAUUACUAG